AUUGCCUAUUAUCCACUCCAUAACCGUGACGAUCACAAUUGGGAAUGAAAAUUGAGCUAGGGCUGCAAUGGAGAGAAGCGCGUAUCGUACAGAGGAGGCUAUCGACAGUUCAUUAUGUGCCGUUUGCGGAGAUCUCGCCCGAGUGAUGUGCCCCUGCUUGCAGCGUCAUUUCUGCACGCUUGACUGCCAGAACGCGGAUUGGAGCAAAGGUGGUCAUCACCUUGUGUGCAAGUUUGACAAAGAACCGCAUAUGUGGAAGGCUGCAACACAGCCGGAAGUUCAGCUGUCACCCAACGUAAAGAUUUCUAACGAAGCUCCGCAAGCAUCUAACUGGAGGGUGCUUGGUAUUUGCGAGCUGUUGAAUAUCUCGGCUGGAGCGGCCUUUUUAACAGACGAAUCGAAAAGGAGAGAUUUCGAGGGCGAAGUUCGUUAUUCUCCAGUGUCCGGGGCCUCAAGAUCAAGCUCAAACAGGGUAAUCAAUGCUCACUACCAAGAUCCAGCGUACAUCGCCCAAGAAGACACACACAUGAGUGUCUCGCCGUCACGUUCGAUAGUUGAACGGAAACGUUCACACCCAGAUGAACUACAAAUUUAUCGAAGGUCUACUCAUCCUUUCGCAGAUACGCAACGUAGUAUACGCCAAGAAACUUCACUGCCUAACUACCGCACAACAGUGCGCAACGAACAUGAACACGACCACUCCAGAUACAACGGUUAUCUGCAGCCAACACCGGAUUUUAUAAAACCAAAUCAUGCGCCGACACGCAGAACUGAGAUCGAGGCUAAGUAUGUUGAUGAGGCUAACAACCACCACGAGGUCGACAGCCACCUGGAACAGAGACCAGAGCCCAAGAGACAAUAUGCUAGUGCUAGAAUAGGGCCCCAAAUGCCGAUAUUUGUUUCGCAGAACAAACCAGGCCUAGUUAGGAUGAAUCUCGCAUCCAAUAACUUCGGCUUUCGAGGGCAGAACCACUACAAACAUGCAAGGCACCUAUCGAGCGAUGUUGCCAGUAACCAUAAACCAGUGACAGAGCCGACAUCGAAAGUAAGGGCAUGCACAUGGGAGGGUUGUAAUCGAACCUUCACAAGGUCAGAUCAUUUCACGAGGCACUUGAACACGCAUACCGGUCAUAGGCCGUUCACUUGUGCGUGGGAUGGGUGUGGAAAAAGUUUCGGUCAAGCCAACAAUUUGACUCGGCAUUUGAAAACUCACAAAAAGGAGAAAUUGUACUCUUGUUCUUGGGAAGGAUGCGCGAAAACUUUCAGUGAGGCUAAUAAUCUUGCCAACCAUUUCCGACAGCACUCUGAUGCUGGACCUCAUAUGUGUAGUUGGGAUGAUUGUACGAAAACCUUUGCCGAUCCCGGCUACAUGGCUGCGCACGAACGUAAACACUCUCGAACAGAAGUGUUUCGUUGCACUGACGAAAGUUGCGAAAGGUCAUUUUCCACGCGCAAUUAUCUCAAAAGUCACUUGCGAACGCACACGAUCGAGAAACCCUUUGCAUGUACUCGAUGCUUCAAGCGCUUCAAUCAGUCUAGUAUUUUGAGUCGUCAUGUUCGAACGCACGAACUGGAACAAGCUACUCAUUCUUCUUGAAAAUUAAUUAAACACUUCAAACGAGUUCUAAAUACAUGGCUAAAUACAUCAAAAUCAUAGCCUUCUAAAUUAGACACAUUCAGAAAGCUAUGAAUUGUUUUAGAAAUAAAACCGGACGUAUAAAUUGUGGGUCCACAGUCCUGGC
Molecule: messenger RNA, 1742 nt
Organism: Sphaeroforma arctica JP610
Lineage: Eukaryota; Ichthyosporea; Ichthyophonida
Exons: 2
Coding region: 68-1597 (509 amino acids)
Biological process (GO): regulation of transcription by RNA polymerase II
Molecular function (GO): RNA polymerase II cis-regulatory region sequence-specific DNA binding; DNA-binding transcription factor activity, RNA polymerase II-specific
Source: RefSeq, a predicted model, not a curated record